CUGGGGGCCACGAGAUUUGAGGUGCGGGGACCGCCAGCAGCAUGUCUCCUGUGCCCGAGAGCCACCCUGAGGCCACCGAGAUGCGCGCCACGGCCGGGCCCUCGAGGGUGCACGUGCCCGCCGGCGCGGGGCUGUGGUAGCCGCCGCGAGCCCGCGCCUCAGCCGUCCGCAGCCUCGGCGUGGGUGUGGCAGUCACCGUGGAGAGGCCAGGGUACCACAAACUUAUGGAUUUGGACAAGAAAGGAGGGAGAGGGGAGUUGGAAGAGGGCCGGAGGAUGUCCAGGAGCGGCGGGGGCCGGAGCAGCCACGGCGUGCGCACCUCGGGGGCCAGCUCGGGGGUCCUGAUGGUGGGCCCCAACUUCCGAGUCGGCAAGAAGAUAGGCUGUGGCAACUUCGGGGAGCUCCGCCUAGGGAAGAAUCUGUACACGAACGAGUACGUGGCCAUCAAACUGGAGCCCAUCAAGUCUCGGGCGCCGCAGCUGCACCUGGAGUAUCGCUUCUACAAGCAGCUGAGCACGGCAGAGGGUGUCCCCCAGGUGUACUACUUCGGGCCGUGCGGCAAGUACAACGCCAUGGUGCUGGAGCUGCUGGGGCCCAGCCUGGAGGACCUGUUCGACCUGUGCGACCGCACGUUCACGCUGAAGACCGUGCUCAUGAUCGCCAUCCAGCUGAUCUCGCGCAUGGAGUACGUGCACACCAAGAGCCUCAUCUACCGCGACGUGAAGCCGGAGAACUUCCUGGUGGGCCGGCCGGGCUCCAAGCGGCAGCACGCGAUCCACAUCAUCGACUUCGGGCUGGCCAAGGAGUACAUCGACCCCGAGACCAAGAAGCACAUCCCGUACCGCGAGCACAAGAGCCUCACGGGCACGGCGCGCUACAUGAGCAUCAACACGCACCUGGGCAAGGAGCAGAGCCGCCGCGACGACCUGGAGGCGCUGGGCCACAUGUUCAUGUACUUCCUGCGCGGGAGCCUGCCCUGGCAGGGGCUCAAGGCCGACACGCUCAAGGAGCGCUACCAGAAGAUCGGCGACACCAAGCGCGCCACGCCCAUCGAGGUGCUGUGCGAGAGCUUCCCAGAGGAGAUGGCCACGUACCUGCGCUACGUGCGGCGCCUCGACUUCUUCGAGAAGCCGGACUACGACUACCUGCGCAAGCUCUUCACCGACCUGUUCGACCGCAGCGGCUUCGUGUUCGACUACGAGUACGACUGGGCGGGGAAGCCGCUGCCCACGCCCAUCGGUACCGUGCACUCGGACCUGCCCGCCCAGCCGCAGCUGCGGGACAAGGCGCAGCCGCACAGCAAAAACCAGGUGAGGGCCGCCCAGGGCGCCGGGCCGGGGGAGGGGCGCGGGCGCCGCCGCCGCCUGACGCCCCCGCCCCCGCCCCCGCCACAGGCGCUCAACUCGACGAAUGGGGAGCUGAACGCGGACGACCCCACGGCCGGUCACUCCAACGCCCCCAUCACGGCCCCCGCGGAGGUGGAGGUGACCGACGACACCAAGUGCUGCUGCUUCUUCAAGAGGCGGAAGCGGAAAUCCACGCAGCGGCGCACGUGAGCGGGGCCGCGGGGCGCGGGGUCGCCGCUGCGCGUUAGCCCGCGGCCGUCUGCGCCCGGCCCGGCCUCCCCGAGCGCCCCGCGUUCAGACCCGGCGCCGCGCGCAUAAAGUCCGCCUUGAUCCCUCGAUCCAAAGCCGUUUUCUCGAGGGGCCGGGCCCGGCGGGGCGGGGCCGGCGGGGGCGGGGGUCCCGCAGCCCAGGGGCCGGCGGGGGCGGGGCCGCAGCCCAGGGCGCCGCCCCCCGCCCACAAUGCUGCACCAAAGCUCGGCCCGCGGGCGGCCCCGGGGCCCCGCUGCGGGGGACUGGCCUUACAGCCCCGGCGGGGGCGCGGCCGAGUCUGGGUCUCGCUUUACGUGUACAGAAAUGGCAGUGACCUGCUCCGAUGCUUCCUCGAAGCCAUAGAACUUAGGGGCUUUUUGUAAAAAAAUAAAAAAACCAAAAACAAAACCA
This is a messenger RNA of Lepus europaeus (European hare), 2006 nucleotides long. It is a transcript of the gene CSNK1G2, whose product is annotated as casein kinase 1 gamma 2. The transcript is spliced from 10 exons. Bases 225 to 1556 code for a protein of 443 amino acids. Gene Ontology annotation, molecular function: protein serine/threonine kinase activity; ATP binding. The record is from RefSeq and is a predicted model, not a curated record. Gene Ontology annotation, biological process: signal transduction; peptidyl-serine phosphorylation; endocytosis. Gene Ontology annotation, cellular component: plasma membrane; cytoplasm; nucleus. Lineage: Eukaryota; Metazoa; Chordata; Mammalia; Lagomorpha; Leporidae.